Molecule: messenger RNA, 1083 nt
Organism: Rosa chinensis
Lineage: Eukaryota; Viridiplantae; Streptophyta; Magnoliopsida; Rosales; Rosaceae
Product: RING-H2 finger protein ATL54
Exons: 1
Coding region: 1-1083 (360 amino acids)
Biological process (GO): protein ubiquitination
Source: RefSeq, a predicted model, not a curated record
AUGGAAUUUAAGCACAGAAAGCUGAGUAGCCCAACCUGCGAUGAUUGCAUGAAGCGUGAUCCUAAUAAGAACUGUCCAUCAAUAUGUAACCAUAAACCCAAAAUCUUCAUAGUCGUCGUAUCGUCGUUGGCUGCAAUCGCUUUGCUUGUUAUUUGCGGCUAUUUUCUCUAUGUAAAGUACUACAAAAACAGAAGAAGAUCACCAUCACAACCACAACCACAACAACAUCUACCUCAUCAGGAGGAGGAGACUCUUCAUCAUCAUGAUCAUCAUGCUGAGUUGUUUAUUGAUGAAGAGCAUGGACCUGUGGUUGACCACCCCAUAUGGUACAUCCGCACCGUCGGUCUGCAACAAUCGCUUAUCAGCUCCAUCAGCGUGUGCCAGUACAAGAAAGGUGAUGGCCUUAUCGAAGGGACAGAGUGCGCUGUGUGCUUGAGUGAGUUCCAAGAAGAUGAGACUUUGAGACUUUUGCCAAAGUGUGAUCACGCUUUUCAUAUUCCCUGUAUUGAUACUUGGCUCACAUCUCAUACAAAUUGCCCCUUGUGCCGCGCCCCCAUUAUCAAAACCGGCGCAACAGAUGUGGCACCACCCGAGCCAUUUGUUGCAGCUGAUUCAAGUGAGCCAGCAGAGGAAGAAUCACCGGUCGAGGUUCUAGACAAUACAGGUGAGUCCAGUACUGGAGGAGUUGAAGAUGAAAUUUGUGAUGGGAUUAUUAGGACUACUGAAGCAGGGGAAGAUGAUAUCAUUAACAAACAGAUCUGUAUUAAUGAGGAGGAGGUGGAUGAUGAUGUGGAGGAGCCAAGAAGAAGAUCGGUUUCCAUGGAUUCUGCAUCAGCUUUGAAGAUUAGUCUUGCGGUUUCUAAUGUUGUUGAGGUGGAUAAAUCAAACCGGGGGAUUGAAAUUGUUGCCAAGAGAGUUGGGGGAGAUCAGAAAUUGUCAAGGCAGAAAGGUAGUUCUUCAAGAGGGGCAUCUUUACAAAAUGGAAAACAAACAAUUCAGAAGUCGUCUUCCUGGAAUGGCAAGUUCUCAUUAUGCAGGGACAUCAACAACUGUGACUCUGUUGUUCCACUGCGAAGCUUUUGA